AUGCUCAGAUUUAACCAGGAGAAGUUGAUGAUUGAAAAUCCUCCUGAGCAAAUAGUACUUGAUGCUUUGAUGCAUGGAGUAAGGGUUGAAGGGCCUUUGAUGGCCGAGCUGUCAAAAAGUACCAAGUUAGUGACUCUCGGUCAGUUCAUAAAAAAGGCUGAUGAGUACAUUAAUCAAGAAGAAACCGUCAAGGCUCUCAUGAAGAACCAGAAGGAAGAGCUCGAGGCCAAGGGCAGUAAGGAGAAGGUAGCACCGGCAAGUGCUAUAAAGAAGGAGGAGAAGAAUGUAAAAAGGUCGGAGAAGGUGGCCCCAUCAUAUCCUAGAAUGGACCCUCGGAAAUUGCAGAGCGCGAAGUUCACUCCACUGAAUACUAGCAUGACUGAAGUAUUCAUGGAGAUAAGGAGGGAUCCUGCCUUCAAAUGGCCAAGCAAGCUGAAAGGCGAUCCUAAGAGAUGUGAUCCUCAGAAGUAUUGCGAGUAUCAUCGCGAUCAUGGUCAUUUAACCGAGGAAUGCAUAACGUUGAGGCAAGAGAUAGAGAAUCAUAUCAUAAACGGAAGGUUGGUGAAAUUCCUAGCGGGUGAGAGGAAUCAACGAAGAAAUGAAGAGCCUCUAUUACUGGAAGGAGACCGAGAAGCUCCCAGAAACCGAGAGGCAAGGCCGAGAGAAGAUCUGUAUGCUGAACCGAUGCAGGAUCAGCAAGUGAAACCAAGGCGAGACAGAGAAUUCCAUCAGCCUCGCCAUCAAGAUGUAGUGAGGGAGAUUCACACCAUCUCGGGAGGACUAGCUGGAGGAGGAAUUUCUAGCUCAUCUAGGAAAGCUUACGUGAGGAGAAGGAAAGCUGAUAACGAAGUACUGUCGGUUGGAAGACCUCUAAAAAUAGCAAGGAGAGCGGGGAUGGCUAUAUCCUUUUCUGAAGAAGAUGAAAGGGGGGUAAUAUUUCCUCAUGAUGAUGCAUUAGUCGUCACGCUAAUGGUGGCCAACCAUAAAAUCCACCGAGUCUUGGUGGACAAUGGUAGUUCAGCCGACAUUUUAUAUUGGCCGGUCUUCAAGCAAAUGGGUGUCGAACGGAACAGGAUCCAACCGUUUGAUUCACCACUGGUAGGGUUUGCAGGAGAACAAGUUCAGCCAAUGAGACUCAUCUCCCUACCAAUUACAGUAGGAACGGCUCCAAGGCAGUCCACAACUAUGGUCGAUUUCUUGGUGAUCGAUUGGCCGUCUGCAUACAAUGCAAUCAUUGGUCGACCAUCCCUUAAUAAGUUGAAGGCUGUAACUUCCACUUACCAUUUAAUGAUGAAGUUUCCUAUUGAGGAGGGAGUAGGAGUGGUAAAAGGAGAUUAA
Messenger RNA from Corylus avellana, 1338 nucleotides. RefSeq lists its product as uncharacterized. NCBI's taxonomy places the organism in Eukaryota, Viridiplantae, Streptophyta, Magnoliopsida, Fagales, Betulaceae. The record is from RefSeq and is a predicted model, not a curated record.